GGGCGCGUGCGCCACCGAGCGGCCAUUUUUAAAGUUCCGCGAACCCUUUCCAUUGUGUGAUGUCACUAGUAGUAUUUUGCAGCGGUUGAACAAUUAUAUUCGCCAAUCGAUAGAGAAAACGUUGGCCAGCCGGAUUAUUGUUUUCGUCGGGCAGCGGGCGGCGGAUUUUUGUUGCGAGAAAUAAUUCGGCCGCCGACGCUUGAAAGGAAUGCAGCCGGACGUCGCGUAGACGCGCGGCCCCCGCGAACGCCUCCGUCUGACGAAGAAGCAGAAGAAGCGGACAAAAUGAGCAGCUACGGCAGGUCGGGCCUGUUGGAGACGUUUGUGCGCAACCAGUGGUACCGAGUGUUUGUCUCUCUAGAGGAGGACCACCUUAGCAUCAGCUUGGACGAGACCUGCGAGAAUGGUAACCUGAACGGCGGUCUGGACAAUGGUGUGCUCGAAGGCUAUUCGGACGUGCCAGAGUCGAUAGCAAACCAGAAGCGCAUUGUUUGUGUCGUCAAGUCGGACAACAAUGGCCUCGGCAUCUCCAUCAAGGGUGGCCGCGAGAACAAAAUGCCCAUCCUCAUUUCCAAGAUCUUCAAGGGCAUGGCGGCUGACCUGACUGAGCAGCUCUACGUCGGCGAUGCCAUUCUGUCAGUAAACGGGGAGGAUCUGCGAGAGGCCACGCACGACGAGGCCGUCAAGGCCCUUAAAAGAGCCGGCAAGGUCGUUGAACUUGAAGUUGUGCCGUCCUUCUAUGUUACAGUGAAAUAUUUAAGAGAAGUGACGCCUUAUUUUAGAAAAGCCUCCAUAAUUAGUGAAGUAGGCUGGGAGCUGCAGAAGGCGUUUCUCUCGCAACGGCCGCCAAGUCCGAGACAGAGCGCGCCCAGGGCUGACACGCGCUACAUCCCCCUGCAACUGUGCUACCUUACCAGAAACUUCAGACACCAAGACCCUGAAAACCGCUCGUUUGAACUGCACUCCCCUGAUGGUAUCCAUAACUGUGUUCUUCGCGCGCCCGACCCUUCUGAAGCAGCCGCCUGGUUCAAUACCCUUCACUCGGCACUUUCUACUCUUACGGCUAUGGCUAUGAACCAAGCCAACCAAGUCAUUGCCCCGCUCAGAAUUAGUGAUCCUGCCCUUCCUGGUGAACUUCAGCAAAUUGGAUGGCUGGCCAGAAAGAGCGAGUUCCUAAUUGACACUUUUCAAAAACAGCAACACAAUGAAGACACAGGAGAGCGGUGGCAGUCUGUGUUCGCAGCUGUCACCGAUUCGCAACUCAGGCUUUACGGCGCUGCGCCUUGGAGCAUGGAAUCAUGGGCCACGCCUUUUGAUUGUUGUUCUUUGUUGGCAACCAGAUUGGUUGGAUCGCAAAGCAGAAGAGGCAGCUCUGUCCUGCCAAUGUCUGCUGAGCUCAUUACGUUCAGCAUUAGAUGCGGAACUUCAGAGGGGAUCAUCUCACAUUACCUGAGGACAGAAACACAUAGAGAUCUGGCAAAUUGGGCAAGGGCCCUGGUUCAGGGCGCUCAUGACGCCGUUCAGAAGCAAAAAGAAACUGUUUUCCCUUGUGUUUGGCAAGGCCAGCCGUGUCAAUUAUUACUUCACUACGAAGCUGGCUUUACGCUUCUGGAUGCCUCUGACCCACCCCAGCAAAUUUGGUCGUACCCUUUUGAAAGACUACGUUCGUCGUCUGAUGACGGAACAAGAUUAUUGUGGCUUGAUUUUGGUGCUGAGGACGAGCAGGAAUUGGAUAUGGAGAGUUGCCCAAAACCUCUGGUCUUCAAACUUCACAACUUCUUGUCAGCCAAGAUACACCGUCUUGGGCUUUAUGCGUAAUGGAUAAAUCAAAUUGAAUUAUUUAUAAGAGACUAAUAAUUUAAAGAGGCAAAACUUUAUACUGUUACAUCAUGAAUUUCAAGAUUUUAAUACUUAUGUACAUAAAUAAUACAAGUAUGAAGUUGUAUAUUAAUUUGUUAUUAUACAAUCGAGUCAUUUUUAUCUGGUAAAGCAUUAUAUUUGAUUGAGGUUUUUGUUAAUACCUGUAGUGCCCAAGAGUUAUUUAUUUCAACUGAUGCUUAUGAGUUAUAAAACUCCUUAUCUCUUGUAACCAGCUUUUUAACCUAAUGUCUGAAUCUCUUUAGUACUGUUAGUGCUUCCUUGUGUGAGAACACGUUUGAAUCACUUGUUUGGUAUUAAAGGAAAACGCAAGCAUUUUAACAGAAAAAGUAGCACCAAUUUUUAUGUGUCGGAAAAGUUGAAAUCUCUUAGAACUUUAUCAACAUAUUGUAUGGUAGAUAUUAAAGUACAUACAGUAUACUGUCAAUAUGCUGUGAGAGCACAAAAGUUGAAAAGUAAUAACUAACUUCU
Molecule: messenger RNA, 2349 nt
Organism: Neocloeon triangulifer
Lineage: Eukaryota; Metazoa; Arthropoda; Insecta; Ephemeroptera; Baetidae
Product: beta-1-syntrophin-like
Exons: 8
Coding region: 286-1818 (510 amino acids)
Biological process (GO): regulation of transcription by RNA polymerase II
Cellular component (GO): intracellular anatomical structure; dystrophin-associated glycoprotein complex
Molecular function (GO): structural molecule activity; protein binding; RNA polymerase II cis-regulatory region sequence-specific DNA binding
Source: RefSeq, a predicted model, not a curated record